Protopolystoma xenopodis is the source of this 228-nucleotide messenger RNA. The record is from the annotation of a GenBank genome assembly. Lineage: Eukaryota; Metazoa; Platyhelminthes; Monogenea; Polystomatidea; Polystomatidae.
AUGCACUUUAAUCCCAGCCCUGUUGGGCCAAUGAGGCUCAGAUUGGCUCAGAUCAAAAAACAUCGACAUUGCUACACCGCUGCACACUAUGCUAUUCCCAUGGUUAGCAGGUCGUCUCGCUUCGUCCAUUGUCUUCUGAACGGCCAUGGCUGGUUCUGGUCUUGUGAAGCCCGUUGUAUGCAAUCGGCGUGCUGGCCCGAUAGCAGCCACACUUCAUUCUAUGAAUGA